Messenger RNA from Puccinia triticina, 279 nucleotides. RefSeq lists its product as uncharacterized. The transcript is spliced from 2 exons. Lineage: Eukaryota; Fungi; Basidiomycota; Pucciniomycetes; Pucciniales; Pucciniaceae. The record is from RefSeq and is a predicted model, not a curated record. Bases 1 to 279 code for a protein of 92 amino acids.
AUGUGUCGUGACUCGCUUGAUGAUGGCAAGAAGACCCAGUGUUAUUUAAGGAACACUUGGCGCAACAUCACAACCUUGGCAACCGGCACCGGCAGUCUGAUCGGAAUCGACUGGCAAGGCCGGCGGCGGGAACCAAGGUCGGUCUCGGGAACCAAGGUCUCGGGAACCAAGGUCGGUCUCGGGAACCAAGGUCAGUCUCAGGAACCAAGGUCGGUCUCGGGAACCAAGGCUAGCACUGGAAAGCAAGGCUAUGGUCGGGAGACAAGGCCACAGACAUAA